AUGCCGCACCAACCGUGCUGGGUGCCUUUUGUUUACUUCACUUGUCUUUUCCUCGCCUGCAUCAUCGCAGGCCUCAUCGUAACCUUCCUCCCGUCGCAUACAGAGCAAACCAGCCGCAAGAUUUUGACACGCGCUCUAGCUGCUAUCGACUUUCGCAACUGGCUGCGAUAUGGUGCGCACUCUCUAACAGAGGGUAACGUGCUCAGGAAGCGUGGAAAUACAAGUCCGACCCGCAACGAGCUUCUGUGGAAUUCUGUUGGCUUUGGGAUUGUGGCGUACAUCUCUUUCCUCUUGCGCAUGCUCAACCGCGGCUGGGUCUUGAGGAAGAUCCAGAUCGAAGACUAUGGCAUGUGUAUCGUGAUUAUCUUCUUUACCAACCUUCUAAUUUGGGUCAACGUCUCCGCCCGCUUCGAUACCAACCUGUACCCUUCAGAGCAAGAGGCCGCCAUCCUCGCUGAUCCCCAAGAAGUCGCAGAUCGCGUUUUCGGCUCCAAGAUCGUCAUUGCACUGGAACAAUCCAUGCUUCUCACCACCUGGGGCUGCAAGCUGUGCAUCUGGGCUUUCCUCUUCCGCGUCCACCGGAAAACCCGUUACGAAAUCAUGCUGCACUUCCUCCUACUCUACAUCUUCGUCGGCCUCUUGGUAAUUGAAGUUCUGUACUUCUUUUUGUUCUGCACGCCCUUCGCACAAUACUGGGCUGUCCCUGUCGAGAACUCCGAGUGCGCCACUUACCACGUGUACUCCAUCGUGCAGAUGAGCUUCAACGUUUCUUCCGACAUCCUCCUCGUCAUGUCACCCAUGCCCCUCGUCUGGAAGACCAAGCUGCCACUCAAGCGGAAAUUGAUCCUCACAGCCGUCUUCUCCCUCGCUUCCCUCACCAUAGCCUGCGCCAUCAUGAACAAAUUCUAUAACUUCGCCUCCCCCGAUACCACCAUCUACCAGAUCUGGUACCUGCGCGAGGCCUCCGUGAGCGUCACCGUCGCCAACCUGAUCUGCAUCUGGCAGCUCCUGCAGCACUGCUUCCAGUUCCGCUCCUUCGACGACACCCGCAUCGACAUCCGCGACGACAACGGCGCGGCGCAGGUGCGUCGCGCCCGGACUUGGACGUGGCGGCGACCGACGGGCGUGAUACCGUCGAAGACCGACGGCAGCAGAAACAGCACGCUCCGCACCGCCGAUACCGAGUUGGAGGCCCAGGCCCAGGCGCCGAGGGGAGGACCGCUGGGCCGUGACGAACGGCGCAACACGCAGUUUACCCUGACCGGCGACGACGGCGACGCCGGCCCGGCCAUCUUGUACCGCUCGUAUUAUAACAUUUCUUGA
This is a messenger RNA of Drepanopeziza brunnea f. sp. 'multigermtubi' MB_m1, 1323 nucleotides long. RefSeq lists its product as uncharacterized. NCBI's taxonomy places the organism in Eukaryota, Fungi, Ascomycota, Leotiomycetes, Helotiales, Drepanopezizaceae. The record is from RefSeq and is a predicted model, not a curated record.